Molecule: messenger RNA, 2572 nt
Organism: Lutzomyia longipalpis
Lineage: Eukaryota; Metazoa; Arthropoda; Insecta; Diptera; Psychodidae
Gene: Tak1
Product: mitogen-activated protein kinase kinase kinase 7
Exons: 8
Coding region: 240-2123 (627 amino acids)
Biological process (GO): protein phosphorylation; JNK cascade; positive regulation of canonical NF-kappaB signal transduction
Molecular function (GO): magnesium ion binding; ATP binding; MAP kinase kinase kinase activity
Source: RefSeq, a predicted model, not a curated record
GAGUUCCCCUAAAUUCUCUUGCUGUCACCACUUUCUAACCAGAGUUUUGUUUUGAUUGCUGUUCUUGUGAAUAUUUUCUUGGUGAAAGGAAGUGGAGAAAAGGGCCAGAUAGGGCAGGAAAAGGACCUUAGGGACUGGAGGGACAGGAAAAUCAGUAGAGUCCAGUCAGUAGGAGGCGUGUUGCAUAGCUAUGAAAAUCAAUUCCUGGGUGCUCUAGAGAAGAACUUUUUGGAGGCUCUAUGGCUCAACAAAAUCCCAUCAUGCCCAAGCCAUUUGUGGAGGAGGUGAACUUCGAGGAGAUUAAUCAUUUAGCGAUUGUCGGAAAGGGAUCCUUUGGGACGGUGUACAAGGCCAAAUGGCGAGACAAUUACGUGGCCGUCAAGUACAUCGAACCCGAAUCAGAGAGGAAUGCAUUUGCCGUGGAGGUGCGACAGCUGUCGAGGGUGGCACAUCCCAACAUUGUAGCCCUCUACGGUGCAUGCACGAAGAAGCCCCACGUAUGCCUCGUGAUGGAAUACGCCGAAGGAGGAUCACUUUAUGCUGUCCUGCAUUGCACUCCCAAACCAACCUACACGGCUGCACAUGCCAUGAGUUGGGCUCGUCAGUGUGCGCUGGGAGUGGCAUAUUUGCACGACAUGAGCCCCAAACCAUUGAUCCACCGUGACCUGAAACCACCGAACUUGUUACUUGUCCAGGGCGGAACAGUGCUCAAGAUAUGUGACUUCGGUACAGUGACGGACAAGGCCACACUCAUGACCAACAACAAAGGAAGUGCCGCAUGGAUGGCGCCCGAGGUCUUUGAGAGCUCAACGUACACCGAAAAGUGUGAUGUGUUUAGCUGGGGAAUCAUCCUGUGGGAGGUACUAUCGCGCGAGCAGCCCUUCAAGGAGAUUGAGCACACGUUCACGAUUAUGUGGAGCGUCCACAAGGGACACCGUCCACCCCUGAUAGAGGGAUGCCCACGUCCCAUUGAGAAUCUUAUGACAUCAUGCUGGGAUCCCAAUCCCUCCAAUAGGCCAUCAAUGUCCAAAGUAGUUGCCACAAUGGAAGAGCUCUGCAAGUUCUUUCCCGGAGGAGAUAUUCCUCUGGAAUACGAGGAUAUGGAAGGGUGUAUCGACAAUGACGUUGAUAGCUUGGACAUAGACCCAGAAUCCGACUACGUCGACUGGGGUUUUGGCACUGAGAGGGACAAUACGAUUGGGACAACGAAUUCUAGUCAAGUUGCGGACCUCAUUCAAGUUUUCAAUCAAACACAGAUUACAGCACCAAAUGCUACGAGAACUGAGGAAAAUCCCGAGGGGGGUGGUGCUGUUAAAAAUCUCCCCAAGAGUGGAGCGGCACCUCUGGAGCCAAUUUCCGUUCAAGUAGAUCCAAAUGCAUGGGAAUUGGAUCCAAAUAGUGAGGAUUUACAGACGCUCCUGGGGAAUUUCGCCAAUAGUGAAGGGAAGGAACGUCUGAGUGUUGCAGAAACGCGUAUCCCUGCGGAUAAGGAUCAAGAGAGGCAGACUGGGGGUGAUGUGGAAGAAGAUCGUGGAGAUAGCUACACAUCACUCAAUUUAGAUUCAAUGCAUCUCAUGUUGGAACCACAUCUACGACCCGCCACGCCAGAUCCGGAAAAUGACUUAUCCAUGCAGAUAUUUGAAGAGCAUAAGCAACUUGCACAAAACUAUCUGAAGUUACAAACAGAAAUUGCUUAUGUAACAAAACACAGGGAUGAAAUUCUGGCAGCGAUGAGUCCACAAGAAAGGCAAGCACGCCAAGAGUACUGCGAAAGACUAGAGGAGAAGGAAGCUCUAUUGAAGCUACAAUCAAACUUACGACGACAGCUAGAAUUGCUGGAGAAAGCGCCAAAGAUCAAUAAUAAUUUCGGGAAUCCCCCUGAAUACAAUGCCAUCCAAAGGGAUGAGCGUGAACAAUUUCUGCUGGAUGAACAGCGACACUUCCAGCAGCUCAAGGAGCAACAGCAGCAAAAGUUCCGGAAUACACAGUAUCAUCAAACACCAAAUAACAAUCAAGCACAUCAUCAUGUGCCAACGAGAGCGGCUCCACCUGUGCCCGAUUGGGUGCUGAUUCCAUCGAAUAAUAAUUUUGAUCAGGAUGGAAAAGAGUCCUCCAUACACUGAGAAUAACUAAAAUCCCCGCGUGAAGCAAAUGAAGAAAAAAAAAACCCAAUAUGAUGUGAUAUUUUCCUAACUUGUACAACAAUGAAAGAAAAAUGGGAAAUCCCUACCAGUGUCCUCAUAGUGUCCCACAUUUUAAUCUAACAACUUUCAUGUUUACACUUUUCUUUAUUUCUUAAAACUUAUCAAAGUGCCAACAUUUCUUACCUCCAAACGACGAUGAAAUGAUAAAUUGUUUGAUAAAAAGAAAAUGUUUGAUUAGUAUAGAUUUGUCUCGAUUCUCCCCUCAAAAUACACUCUAUAUUUUCUCACUGUGGGACAUUUUGCUGAAAACGAGAUCAUUGUACUUAGAAAUUGUUUGUUAAAACAUCAGAGUCAUAAAUUAUUUCACGUUGAAAUAAAGAGAAAAAAAGUCGCUAUAUUAAUAAAGAACUAUUUUAUCAAAAACGACA